AUGGGUAACCAACAAUCCAAUCUCGGCGGAGGUCCGCCUGGCCAGGGCGGCAAGGAUGACAAAGAUAAGAAGAAGGACAAGCCCAAGUACGAGCCACCUCCACAGCCAACCACCAGAAUCGGCCGCAAGAAGAGAAAGCAGGCUGGCCCAAAUGCUGCGGCGAAGUUGCCUACCAUCUACCCUACCGCGCGAUGCAAGCUACGGUAUCUUAGGAUGCAAAGAGUCCACGAUCAUUUACUGUUGGAGGAAGAGUACGUUGAGAAUCAAGAACGGAUACGGAAGGCAACGGCUGCUCAGAACCAAACACCCCAAAGCACCAACGAAGCCGAGCAGGUCGACCGGAAUGCUGAUGAACGUGGACGUGUCGACGACAUGCGUGGCAGCCCCAUGGGCGUCGGCAACCUCGAAGAGCUUAUCGAUGAUGACCACGCGAUUGUUUCUUCCGCCACCGGCCCAGAGUACUAUGUCUCCAUCAUGUCCUUCGUCGACAAAGAUCUACUUGAACCCGGCGCAUCGAUUCUCUUGCAUCACAAGUCAGUCGCAGUCGUCGGUGUGCUCACCGACGAUGCGGACCCUCUGGUCUCGGUUAUGAAGCUUGAUAAAGCGCCCACAGAAUCCUACGCUGAUAUCGGAGGUCUUGAAAACCAAAUUCAAGAAGUUCGAGAAGCUGUCGAACUGCCUUUGCUUCACCCUGAGCUCUACGAAGAGAUGGGCAUCAAGCCGCCCAAAGGCGUUAUUCUCUACGGUGCGCCCGGUACCGGCAAGACACUUCUCGCGAAAGCCGUUGCCAAUCAAACUUCUGCCACCUUCUUGCGCAUCGUUGGGUCAGAGCUCAUCCAAAAGUACCUUGGUGAUGGCCCUCGUCUAGUCCGCCAGCUCUUCCAAGUGGCCGCCGAGAAUGCACCCGCCAUUGUCUUCAUCGAUGAAAUUGAUGCAAUCGGUACCAAGCGCUACGAAUCCACAUCGGGUGGCGAGCGUGAAAUUCAGCGCACCAUGCUGGAACUCCUUAACCAACUGGAUGGUUUCGAUGAUCGUGGCGAUGUCAAGGUCAUCAUGGCUACUAACAAGAUCGACACGCUCGACCCUGCGCUGAUCCGACCCGGUCGCAUUGACCGCAAGAUCCUCUUCGAGAAUCCCGACCAGAACACCAAGAAGAAGAUUUUCACGCUGCACACCUCGAAGAUGAGCUUGGCGGAGGACGUGGACUUGGAUGAAUUCAUCGCCCAGAAGGAUGAUCUCAGUGGUGCAGAUAUCAAGGCAAUCUGUUCCGAGGCCGGCCUGAGGGCCCUACGUGAGCGGAGAAUGAGAGUCAACAUGGCGGACUUCCGGAGUGCGAAGGAGAGUGUCAUGAAGACGAAGAACGAGGGCGAGCCAGAGGGAUUGUAUCUGUAA
Messenger RNA from Cyphellophora europaea CBS 101466, 1392 nucleotides. RefSeq lists its product as uncharacterized. Gene Ontology annotation, biological process: proteasome-mediated ubiquitin-dependent protein catabolic process. Gene Ontology annotation, molecular function: proteasome-activating activity; ATP binding; ATP hydrolysis activity. The record is from RefSeq and is a predicted model, not a curated record. Gene Ontology annotation, cellular component: proteasome regulatory particle, base subcomplex. The transcript has 3 exons. NCBI's taxonomy places the organism in Eukaryota, Fungi, Ascomycota, Eurotiomycetes, Chaetothyriales, Cyphellophoraceae. The coding region runs from base 1 to 1392 and encodes 463 amino acids.